GAGUCGCGUGCUGAUCUGGCUCAAUCGGAGCAGCGAGUACGUCGUCUGGCCGAGCAUCUUUCUUUCCAGUUGCCCGAGGCUGCGCAAAGCCGUAGCCCACAGACCCUCGACGUGGACAGACUCCUCCAGACCUUCGACGCUCUCGCCUCGACAAGUCAGGCGUUCCGACGAGCCUCGGACACCGGCGUCUCAGUUCGCGACCCCGAACGGGCCGGCUCGUUGUCAGCCUCCGGCGUCGUCGACGCUCGACCGGCCGGCGACGGCGUGUACGGCGGCGUCUGGUGGCGAGGCCGGAGUCGUGGGGAAGUCGAGCUUCGCUUGGCCGAACUCGAGACCCAACUGGCCGAAGCCUCGGCCGAAUUGGCCGAAACCGGGCAGGCCAGACUGCGAGCCGAUCUGGCGCUGGAGAGGCUGCGCGCCGAGGCCG
This is a messenger RNA of Protopolystoma xenopodis, 427 nucleotides long. Lineage: Eukaryota; Metazoa; Platyhelminthes; Monogenea; Polystomatidea; Polystomatidae. The record is from the annotation of a GenBank genome assembly.